Messenger RNA from Budorcas taxicolor (takin), 1164 nucleotides. It is a transcript of the gene ELAVL2, whose product is annotated as ELAV like RNA binding protein 2. The record is from RefSeq and is a predicted model, not a curated record. Lineage: Eukaryota; Metazoa; Chordata; Mammalia; Artiodactyla; Bovidae. Bases 1 to 1164 code for a protein of 387 amino acids. The transcript has 7 exons. Gene Ontology annotation, molecular function: RNA binding. Gene Ontology annotation, cellular component: ribonucleoprotein complex.
AUGGCAGUCAGACUGUGUGAUGUGGCUUCUCUGCUUAGAAGUGGUUCGUGGGCAGCAGAGCCUUGGACCGGGGUAAUUGCUGCCAUGGAAACACAACUGUCUAAUGGGCCAACUUGCAAUAACACAGCCAACGGUCCAACCACCAUAAACAACAACUGCUCGUCACCAGUUGACUCCGGGAACACAGAGGACAGCAAGACCAACUUAAUAGUCAACUAUCUCCCUCAGAACAUGACACAGGAGGAACUGAAGAGUCUAUUUGGGAGCAUCGGUGAGAUAGAGUCCUGUAAGCUUGUAAGAGACAAAAUAACAGGGCAGAGCUUGGGAUAUGGCUUUGUGAACUACAUUGACCCUAAGGAUGCAGAGAAAGCUAUCAACACCCUGAAUGGAUUGAGACUUCAAACCAAAACAAUAAAAGUUUCCUAUGCGCGCCCGAGUUCAGCUUCCAUCAGAGAUGCUAAUUUAUACGUCAGUGGACUUCCAAAAACAAUGACCCAGAAGGAGUUGGAGCAACUUUUUUCACAAUAUGGACGCAUUAUUACUUCUCGUAUUCUCGUUGACCAGGUCACUGGCAUAUCAAGGGGUGUAGGGUUUAUUCGAUUUGACAAGCGGAUUGAGGCAGAAGAAGCUAUCAAAGGCCUAAAUGGCCAGAAACCUCCCGGUGCCACAGAGCCAAUCACUGUAAAGUUUGCUAAUAACCCAAGCCAAAAGACCAAUCAGGCCAUCCUUUCCCAGCUGUACCAGUCUCCAAACAGAAGGUAUCCAGGACCACUAGCUCAGCAGGCACAGCGCUUUAGGUUGGACAAUCUGCUCAAUAUGGCUUAUGGAGUAAAGAGGUUUUCUCCAAUGACCAUUGAUGGAAUGACCAGUUUGGCUGGAAUUAAUAUCCCUGGGCACCCAGGAACAGGGUGGUGUAUUUUUGUGUACAACCUGGCUCCUGAUGCAGAUGAGAGUAUCCUGUGGCAAAUGUUUGGGCCUUUUGGAGCUGUCACCAACGUGAAGGUCAUCCGUGACUUUAACACCAAUAAAUGCAAAGGUUUUGGAUUUGUGACUAUGACAAACUAUGAUGAGGCUGCCAUGGCGAUAGCUAGCCUCAAUGGAUACCGUCUGGGAGACAGAGUACUGCAGGUCUCCUUUAAGACAAACAAAACGCACAAAGCCUAA